Messenger RNA from Pseudocercospora fijiensis CIRAD86, 1154 nucleotides. RefSeq lists its product as uncharacterized. The coding region runs from base 416 to 1096 and encodes 226 amino acids. Lineage: Eukaryota; Fungi; Ascomycota; Dothideomycetes; Mycosphaerellales; Mycosphaerellaceae. The transcript has a single exon. Gene Ontology annotation, molecular function: oxidoreductase activity. The record is from RefSeq and is a predicted model, not a curated record.
ACAGGCACAGCAAGGUCAACAAGAAGCAGUGAAGAAGGAGAAAUUGACUCUGUCAGAGGAACAAGAAAAGCAAGAGCAGAAGCAAACCGGCCAACAGAAGAAAGGAGGAUCUGGUCUGCCGGCACUGGCCAUCUUCGCCGUUGGCUUCCCUCUGGGCUGGUAUCUGAGCGAUUACAGACCAUUUGGCAGGAGUAAUGCGUCCUCUGAACCCUCCGAUUUCAUCAAGUACACAUUAGCUGCCAAGGAGGAUGUCUCUUCUACGGCUGCCAUUUUCAGAUUAAGGCCUUCCUCAAAAGCCACAAUUGAUCUUGACGACCCAAAUCUUGAGCGAGCUAUUACAAGCGUCGAAUUCAAGCAGCCUCAGUUGCAAAUUGCGCGAUCAUACACGUGUCUGCCGCAGGAGCGUGGACAGCACAUGGACGAGCUGCGGUUCUUGAUUCGCAAAGAGCGCAAAGGCGAGGUCUCCAAUUACUUGCACAGGCUACCAAACAACGCUGAGAUAGACGUGCGCGGCUUAUAUCCAGAGUAUGUUCUGCCUGAGGACAUACAGAGCGUGGCAUUCCUGGUUGGAGGCACAGGCAUUGCUCCUGCAAUGCAAGCAGCAGAUAUUCUCGCUGGUCAAGCAGACAUCCACAUUCUAUGGUCGAGCCGGAGAAGAGAAGAUUGCAUAGGCGGCUACAACGACACCAAGCCAGCUAGUCAGCGCUGGAGCUUUUGGCCACGCUCAACGCCUGUCCAAAACUCCUCUGACGCUGCCGAUCUGCAGGGCGUCGAGAAGGGAGCUCUGGUGUCUAUGCUGGAGAGGUUGAAGACCAAUUCAGUUUCAGAAGACGAACAGAGGUCACGCUUGUCAGUGGACUAUUUCAUUGACGACGAGGGCAGUUUCGCGAACCCGGAAGAUGUGAAGCGCAUGCUGAGCUCGCUUUCAAAAGGGGACCAAUCUGGUCGCAAGAUUUUGAUCGUCUCUGGCCCCGAGGGUUUUGUAGGCCACUGGGCUGGAUCUAAGCAAUGGUCAGAUGGACGAGAAGUCCAGGGUCCACUUCGAGGUAUUCUUUCCACCCUUGAUCUCGAGGGCUGGGAAGUCGUGAAGCUAUGAGCGGAGAUGCUUUACUUUGUUUCAAGCAGCUUUGAGCAUCAAGGAUUUCUUAAACCCU